AUGUUUGCGGGCGUCGCACUGCCGACUUUCGCCGCGACGGUGCCGUCGACAGUGUACGCAGGCUUAAAAUUGCCGACAGUGUACGCAGGCUUAAAAUUGCCGACAGUGUUUGCAGGCCUCGGCUUGCCGACAGCCUCCACAACGGUGCCGGCAACAAUGUCUGUGGACGUCGCACUGCCGAUAGUCGCCGCAACGGUACCGUCGAUAGUGUACGCAAACUCAAAAUUGCCGACUUACCGACACUCUCCGCAAUGGUGCCGGCGACCCGCAAUGUUGCACCGAGCUCAACGAGCGGUACCUGGAGGGCCAUGCGAGGCUGAACAGUUAGGUGCAACACGAAGGUGCACACGGACAGCCACAUCGACGACUGGUUGCAUGCCUCGUAAUGCCGACAGUGUUCACAUGUCUCGACUUGCCGAUAGCCUCUACAACGGUACCGGCAACAAUGCUUGCCGGCGUCGCACUGCCGAUAGUCGCCGCAACGGUGCCAUCGAUAGUGUACCCAAUCUCAAAAUUGCUGACAGUGUGUGUUGCACCGAGAUCAACGAACGGUUCCCGGAGGGCCAUGCGAGGUUAUCGCUGCCGUCGAGGUUUGCGAGCCCCGUGAUAAAUUUUGGACACAAAUUUCCCGAAGACACGAACAUCCACAGAGGUGUUUGCAGCGUCCAAACGGCCUCUGCCGUGAACCGGUGGGUGGCUUGGGUGUCGAAGUGUAUUUUGUGA
Sphaeroforma arctica JP610 is the source of this 723-nucleotide messenger RNA. RefSeq lists its product as hypothetical. The record is from RefSeq and is a predicted model, not a curated record. Bases 1 to 723 code for a protein of 240 amino acids. NCBI's taxonomy places the organism in Eukaryota, Ichthyosporea, Ichthyophonida. The transcript has a single exon.